Molecule: messenger RNA, 787 nt
Organism: Carassius carassius (crucian carp)
Lineage: Eukaryota; Metazoa; Chordata; Actinopteri; Cypriniformes; Cyprinidae
Product: P2X purinoceptor 7-like
Exons: 4
Coding region: 49-456 (135 amino acids)
Source: RefSeq, a predicted model, not a curated record
UCAGACCCAGAUGAAGAAGAGACUCCGGCAGAAGAAACACAAUUGAGAAUGGAGCAGGACGUCUCUGAAUGGUGCUUAUGUGGCAAAUGUGAGAAGAUGGCUACAGAACCAGAAAAUAUAUGCUGCAGGGAGAUAGAACAGGUUACAAGACGGAUGAAACAACUUCAAGUCACUCCAUCAUGUAUGGUAGACCAUCCCGAAAUGGAUCCAGUUUGUUUCAAUGUGUUUUCGUUACAAAACGCUUUUAACAUUUACAGGGCUGACUAUGGUCCCCUGCGACUUCGUGGAGUACAACAUCGUUACAGAUUUUUAGCUUAUCGGAGUUUUGUGAGCUGGUGCUGGGGUUUCCUUGGACGAAAAGUUCGAGUUGUGAUUCCAGCCUGUGUGGUCCUGAGGAUUCAAAGAGAGUUUCCUGAUGCCCAGGGUAGUUAUGUAGGUUUUCGAUCCACCUAUUGAUUAAACCGAGAUACCCUACUACAGAUGGCCUCCUCCUUCUCUGGCCGGUCAUACUCUGCACACAAUGCUGGUGAUAUUGGUAUCCUCAAAACAUCAUCCACAUAUGGUGCAGGAUCCACAAAGACUUUUAUCAAAUAUAAGGUCCAGCAGGUCAUCCACAUAUCCUGUGCAAUAUAACAUUUUAUUUUGUUUUUAAUUAGUAAAAUAUUGAGUUUUCAAAUAGCUUGUAAGAAACGAUGCAAAAAAGAUAUGUACAUUUGUAGUAAAUUUGUUAAGUAAACUCAUUUUAUACAUACUGAAUGUUGCUUGUGUCUUAACUUCUCUGAGCCGG